Molecule: messenger RNA, 672 nt
Organism: Acipenser ruthenus (sterlet)
Lineage: Eukaryota; Metazoa; Chordata; Actinopteri; Acipenseriformes; Acipenseridae
Product: gamma-crystallin M2-like
Exons: 3
Coding region: 40-606 (188 amino acids)
Biological process (GO): visual perception; lens development in camera-type eye
Molecular function (GO): structural constituent of eye lens
Source: RefSeq, a predicted model, not a curated record
AUUAAUUGAGGUGUAUAAAAAACCCCUAGGCUGAGUGCCAUGAGUAUCAUACGGAGAACUGAACCCCAUCAGCCAAAAAAGGGCAAGAUCACAUUCUACGAGGACAGGAACUUCCAGGGCCGCCACUAUGAGUGCAGCAGCGACUGUGCUGACCUGAACUCCUACUUCAGCCGCUGUAACUCCGUCCGUGUGGAGAGCGGCUGCUGGAUGAUGUACGAGCGCCCCAAUUACAUGGGGUACCAGUACGUGCUGACCAAGGGAGAGUACCCCGACCACCAGCAAUGGAUGGGGUUCAAUGACUCCGUCAGAUCCUGUCGCACAUUUUCCUAUACCAGCAGCAAGCCCUAUCGAAUGAAGAUCUAUGAGAGACCCGACUUCGGAGGCCAGUCGAUGGAGUUCAGUGAUGACUGCGAGUCUGUCCACGAUCGUUUCCACAGCCGUGACAUUCACUCCUGCAACGUGAUGGACGGCUACUGGAUCAUGUAUGAGCACCCCAACUACAUGGGAAGACAGUACUUCAUGAGGCCCGGAGAGUACAGGAGAUUCAGCGACUGGGGGGCAACCUGUGCCACCAGCGGCUCUUUCAGGAGAAUCACAGAAUUUUAAACUUGUUUUAAUAAAUCAAAAUUGAUUUUUGGCGUGGCUUUCUAAUAAAGAAUAUUUAAAAUGGAA